CAGCUUCAGACUUGAAACAUUGUGCUUGAAAUAAAGCGUGUGCUCAGUCUGAUUAACACAGUUGCCUGAUAACUUCAUCCAAAUUCAUUAUGCUUUGCAGAGCUGCAGUCGCUAAGAGAUUGGUUACCAACCCACCCAUGUUGGCAUGUCUAUCCACCAGGCUGGCACACACAUUACCAGACUUGCCAUAUGACUAUGGUGCAUUAUCACCUGUUAUUAGCAGUGAAAUUAUGGAAUUACAUCAUAAAAAACAUCAUCAAACAUAUGUUAAUAAUUUUAAUAAUGCUGAAGAACAACUCAAAGAGGCAACAAAUAAAGGUGAUAUCUCCAAGAUUAUUUCGUUGGCACCAGCUUUGAAGUUUAAUGGUGGUGGUCAUCUUAACCACUCAAUUUUCUGGAAGAACCUUUCCCCUAAUGGAGGUGGCCAACCAUCUGGUGAUCUCUUGGAACAAAUCAACAAAGAUUUUGGAUCUUAUGAUAACUUUGUAAAAACAAUGAGUGCUAGCACAAUUGCUAUUCAAGGAUCUGGAUGGGGUUGGUUAGGGUAUGACAGGGCCACAAGUAAAUUGGUAGUGGCUACAUGUGCAAACCAAGACCCACUGCAAUCUACCACAGGAUUGGUACCAUUACUGGGAAUUGAUGUCUGGGAACAUGCCUAUUACUUGCAGUAUAAAAAUGUCAGACCAGACUAUGUGAAAGCCAUAUGGGAGAUUGUCAACUGGAAAGAUGUGUCUGAAAGAUUUGUUGGUGCUAAAUAAAUAAUAAAAGUGUAAUCCCAUUUUAUUCGGUACAUCCCCUAUUCCAUCGAUACUAUUGUAUAAUGGAAAUGUAGGCUUACCAAAAAUAGGAGUAAUGUAAAUAAUAAGCAUAUAAAGUGUUUUUUUCUGAUUGUUUAGUCAAUGCAAGAUUUUUGAAAAUAAUCACGAGUAUUCUAUUUUAAGAAUGGUGCAUUAACGAAAGGGCCAAAUUAAAGGAACAGUUUUGGGCUUGCUGUGGUUACUCAAUUUAUAUUCUACACGACAUUGUACCUAGAAAUAAUCAAUACAUGGAUACAAGUUACUUUAAAAUGAAUCUUUCAACUUCAGUGAAAAAACAGGGUUAUAUAAAAUUGAAUAUAGGUGCUGCAUGUAAAAUGAAGUGAUUGUGACUUUUAAACAUCCCUUGGUGAUUUGUUUUGUACUACCACUGGAUGUGUAUUUCACAUUUGUUCAUGGUCUAACCAAACUUACCUAGCAGAUGUUAAUGUCGGCAUACAUAUUUAUCUAAUCAUUAGGAAUGUGUUUUUUUCUUAAAUUACAUGAACAUUAAAUGUUAGUGAUUUCUGUUUUUCAGUAGUUUGAUUGCAUUGCAAAUAAAAAUUCAUGUUGUGCA
Saccoglossus kowalevskii is the source of this 1371-nucleotide messenger RNA. Its product is annotated as superoxide dismutase [Mn], mitochondrial-like. Gene Ontology annotation, molecular function: manganese ion binding; superoxide dismutase activity. Gene Ontology annotation, cellular component: mitochondrion. Gene Ontology annotation, biological process: superoxide metabolic process. Lineage: Eukaryota; Metazoa; Hemichordata; Enteropneusta; Harrimaniidae. The record is from RefSeq and is a predicted model, not a curated record.